This is a messenger RNA of Pteropus alecto (black flying fox), 2142 nucleotides long. RefSeq names its product D-glutamate cyclase (gene DGLUCY). Gene Ontology annotation, biological process: glutamate metabolic process. The record is from RefSeq and is a predicted model, not a curated record. Gene Ontology annotation, molecular function: D-glutamate cyclase activity. Lineage: Eukaryota; Metazoa; Chordata; Mammalia; Chiroptera; Pteropodidae.
AUGACCUUCACACUCUACCUGAAGUCCUGCCCUCCUUCUGCUAUAAGGAGUUCGAUUCUACAAAAGAAGCCAAACAUCAUAAAUGUGCCCGGCAUGGCUUGGGGGCGCCGACCAGCCAGCGUGGUGAUCCUGCACAGGUCCCUCGCCCCGGCCUUUGAGAAGUUCUGCCAGGCCAACAGUGGCCCUCUGUCCCUGCUGGGCCGUAGCAAGCCCAGCAAGUGGACAUCGCCCACCUUGGGUGCUGUCCCAGACACCAGGAUGGGACCCUCCCAGUUCUACAAGUACGAGUUCGGUGCCUGCACGGGUGGCCUGACCUCACUGGAGGAGUACUCAGAGCAGCUCAAGGACGUGGUGACCUUCCACCUGGGCUGCAGCUUCUCCCUGGAAGGGGCCUUGGAGAAGGUGGGGUUCCCCAGAAGAAACCCAGAAGGCCACGGCCACGUGUGUGCAUACAAGAUGACAGUGCCUUGUGCCACCAUGGAUGGCUUUUGCUGCCCCCUGGUGGUCACCAUGAUGCCUAGCCCCAAGGACAAGCUGGAAAGGCUGGUGCAAACCAGUUGCUCCACGUACGAGCAAGGAUAACCCAUUCAUAUCGGCAACCCAGCUCCUGAACUUGACCUGAGAGUGAAUGAGCAGAUCCACGGCUGGGAGCUGCCCAGGCCCGUGGAGGCUCUGAGGGCCCGUCAGCGCAUGCCACCUUCCUCACAGAACGAUGAUCUCAGGACCGCGCAAAACAAAGCGCCUGCUGACCGUCUUCUCGUGAGUGACACCGUCUUCGCUAUCCUCUAUCAGCUAGCGCAAUCCUGGGACGAGAGUUCCUCCCGGAAAAAGAACCAUCGACCACCCCACGUGUUCAGCGUGGACGGCGGCCCCAGGGCAGGGCCCGGUGGGAUUCGUUUUCUCAUUCCAUCCGUGGAGCUGUUGGGGAUCAAAGAUCUUUCCAAAGCUGACUGUGGGGAUCCUGUGGCGUGUCAGCCAAGAGACGUCCCGGUGUUCUGGCCUUCUCAGCUGACCAGUCUCGAAGCCGUCAGCGCCUGCAAGACACCACUGGCUUUCACCAGCGCACCAGGUUGCCCAGUCAUGGCCGACCUGAAGGAUAUGGAGGCUCCAGCCGGUGGUCUCGCCCCCAAAGGAAUUCCAGAAGUCUAUCCCAUUUCCCAAGAUCCUUUGCACUACAGCAUCAUAUCAGCCUCAGCCACUCAGAAGAUCAGAGAGCUGGAGUCUAUAAUUGCUGUAGACCCAGGCAACAGGGGGAUCGGGCACCUGCUCCGUGAAGACGAGCUGCUGAGGGCCGCUCUGUCGCUGUCCCAUGACCGCUUGGUCCUCGUCACCACCGGGUUUCCCACACAUUUCAGACACGAGCCUCCGGGAGCCGUGGCCCUGGCCGCCUUCCUGCAGGCCUUGGAGAAGGGCGUCUCCAUGAUGGUCGACCAGAGAGCCUUGAGUUUGUUCGAGAAGCUUCUCAAAGAAGCCGUUGAGCAAGGUGUUCUGAAGACACGGAUCCCAGUUUUGACUUACCAAGGUGCAUCAGCGAGAGCUGCUCAGGCGUUUCUCUGCAAAGAGAGGGACCCCAAGUCUCCUAGAUUCGACCAUCUGGUGGCCAUAGAGCGCGCAGGAAGGGCUGCCGAUGGCAAUUACUACAAUGUGAGGAAAGCGAACAUCAAACACUUGGUCAACUCCACUGACGAUCUCUUCCUCACAGCACAGAAGAUUCCUGGAAUCUCAUCAAUGGGGCUCGGGGAUGAAGGCAAUGAGCUUGGGAUGGGCAAAGUCAAAGAGGCUGUGAAGAGCCACAUACGAAAUGGUGACGCCAUCGCCUGUGACGUGGAGGCUGACUUUGCUGUCAUUGCUGGUGUUUCUAACUGGGGAGGCAAUGCCUUGGCCUGUGCUCUGUACAUCCUGAACUCAUGUGAGGUCCAUGGACGUUACUUGAGGAAGGCAGUCGAGCCCUCCAGAGCACCUGAGGACCAGAGCUGGACUCAGGCACUCCCAUCUGUCACUAAGGAAGAGAAAACAUUGGGCAUCCUGGUACGCAGUGGCGUCUCAGGCAACGUGGCCAUGGAGGUGGAUGGGCUGCCCUUCCACCGUACCCACACCCAGGUGACCCAGAAGCUGUUGGAUGUCACCAAGGUGCCCGUGUGA